Molecule: messenger RNA, 1626 nt
Organism: Colletotrichum graminicola M1.001
Lineage: Eukaryota; Fungi; Ascomycota; Sordariomycetes; Glomerellales; Glomerellaceae
Exons: 8
Coding region: 1-1626 (541 amino acids)
Biological process (GO): transmembrane transport; carbohydrate transport
Cellular component (GO): membrane
Molecular function (GO): carbohydrate:proton symporter activity
Source: RefSeq, a predicted model, not a curated record
AUGGUUCAGAUCAAGCGCGUCCAAGAAACCGGGGCGGCGGAUCCCAUCCUGACGCGCAUCUCGGAGGAGGACAAGGUGCCGUGGUAUCAGAAGCCGAACCUGCGAUACCUCUACUUCAUGCUCUUCCCGACCUGCAUGGGCAUCGAGCUGACGUCCGGCUUCGACUCGCAAAUGAUCAACGCCCUGCAGAUCGUGCCCUCGUGGGUGGAAUACUUCGGCAAUCCCCAGGGCAGUCUGAAGGGCAUUAUCGCCGCCGCCUACUCUCUUGGCGCCAUUUUGUCUCUUCCCUUCAUUCCUGUGGUGAACGACAAGUUCGGCCGACGAUGGUCCAUCCUUGGCGGCAGCUUGGUCAUGGUGGUCGGCGCGCUCAUCCAGGGGUUCUCUCAGCACGUCGGCAUGUACAUCGUUGCCCGCAUGAUCCUCGGUUUCGGUAUCCCGACCUGCAUCGUCUCCGCCUCGUCUCUGAUCGGUGAGCUCAGUUACCCGAAGGAGCGUCCGGUUCUCACGUCGUUGUUCAACGUCUCCUACUAUGUCGGUCAAAUCUUGGCUGCCGGCAUCUGCUUUGGUACCAACAACAUCAAGAGCGACUGGGGGUGGCGCAUUCCGUCCCUCCUCCAGAUCUGCCCUUCUCUCCUUCAGAUCACCUUCGUCAUGUUCAUCCCCGAGAGUCCCCGUUGGCUCAUCACUAAGGACCGUAGUGAAGAGGCCAAUGAGAUCCUGAUCAAGUACCACGCCGAGGGCGACCGCGAAUCCGAGUUCGUCAAGGCCGAGAUGGUCCAGAUCAAGAGCGUCAUCACCCUUGAGAUGGAGGCUGCGAAGCAAACGUGGAUGGACCUGCUCAACACAGCCGGCAUGCGCCGUCGUGCUCUCAUCUCCAUGAUGCUGGGUCUUUUCACUCAGUGGUCCGGUAACACGCUGAUCUCAUACUAUCUCGGCGACUUGCUCCAGAUGGUUGGCUUGACGGACUCUGCGGUGAAGCAAAAGAUCAACCUCGGCCUCUCCGGAUGGGCCCUCGUCUGCGGUCUCACUGUCGCAUUGCUUGUACGGAGGAUCCGCCGUCGCGUCAUGUACCUUGUCUGCACGAUCUCACUGCUCUUUUGCUACAUUGCAUGGACGAUCUCCAUGGAGCGCGCUGUGCACGCCGAUGAAAACGGCUAUAAGAACCAGGGCGCGUCCGUCGCGACCAUCUUCUUCAUCUUCAUGUACUCGCCCUGUUAUAACAUCGGUUACAACGCCCUGACGUACACCUACCUCAUCGAGCUAUGGCCUUACGCGCUGCGUUCGCGCGGUCUCUCGCUGUUCCAGCUGUUCGGCAGGUUGGCAGCCUUCUUCACGACCUUCGUCAACCCCAUCGGCCUCGAAGCCGUCUCGUGGCGCUACCUCAUCAGCUACUGCUGCUGGCUCGCCUUCGAAGUGGUAUUCGUAUACUUCAUGUUCCCCGAGACGGCAGGGCGCACCCUCGAGGAGCUGGCUUUCUUGUUCGAGGACAAGGCCCUCGCCGACCAGGCCGUCAUUGCUGUCGAGAAGGCCAUCCACCACGAGGACAUGGACCCCAUCGGCGAGACCAAGAGCGGGGCUGUCAGGGCGGAGGCUGUGGAGGACGUCGGCGCCAAGUCCAAGGUCUGA